AUGGCUAGCAUACACAGACUCUCGACCGAAGUCGUACUUCAAAUUUGCGAGCUUCUACAUGAGGAUCACAGACCCAGCUUGGUCUCCUUUGCACUGGCCAACAAGCAAUACCACACAAUCGCGUCAGUGUCGUUAUUUCAAAAGAUCACGUUCAACAUUACAACACCAAACCGUCUGGAGAAACACGUAGCGAAAUGCACGGGAGUUCUUGAACGGAAUCACGCCUUCCAGCACGUCCGCUCCGUUGCUAUUGUUGGCUCCUACGAUGAGGAGUUUUACAUGAGGGAUGGGUAUUACCGAUCAGACCUGACUGAAAGGGACAAGGACAACGACAUGUUUCAUUUCCACCAUUGGAACGCCGGGCGUGCGCCUUCCUUGCAGUGGGACAUCAACAACGCAAGAUUGCAUGGAAUUCCCGAUUACUCCGAGUUUCGCGAGCGUGCCAGUGGGAAUGAAUUCCACUCCACAGACGUGAGGGAAGCCUAUGAUAUGGACGAGGAAUGGGAACCCAUGGCCCAGUUAUUCGACCGACUACCUGGCCUGCGGGAGGUCGUCUACAAGUGCCAGGUUCAAUUUCCACCCUGUCUCCUCCAGGCUCUCCAUGAUAAGAUGCCGCAGAUCACACCUCGACUUCACCUUCGCGCCUUUAAACUGCGCAUGAUGAACGACACCAUUACCGCCUGGACGGACCCUGAUCCCCAUGAGAUGGCCCUGCUUAAAUCGCCUUGCCUUGACAGUCUUUGGUUUGUGGAUACUGUUGCCAGUUGGUCUCGGUGGAUUUCAAGUAGAAGCCGGGAUUCACGGGCUCGCGAGGAACAAAAGAACUUGCAUGCCUUUUGUGAAAUGGUGGAUAGGUGGCCAAUUGUACCCAACCUACACGAGGUUGGGGUGAUGGGCAACUAUACUCACGUCCAAGGCACCCGUUCUGACAAUAUUCUUCUCGCCAUUAUGAGAAACGCAGCCAAGAAAAACACCCUUCGUCUGAAGACCUUGAACUUGGAUUGCGCAUAUGUGAGUCAGAUUCUGGCAAUGGAUCCGAGUCUUGAUCUCAGUAUGCUGCGAGCCCUUCAUCUGUUAAACAUGAGUCACAAUUCGGUCAUUGAUGCGCUUUCGGCUCAGAGCCUUCCUCUACUGCGCGACCUGUCCAUACAGUUCAUAUUCACGGCUUCGUGGAAGGAAUACGACAGGGUCAAACAAUUUGUAAGAGGGUUCCGAAAUCUCGAGAGCCUGCGCGUGCGGGGAUGGGAUUGGUCUGUGGCUUCCUUUUCGGACUGGUGUGGGGAAAUAACCCCUUAUCAGACAGUCCGAAGUCUUGACCUUGGAUGUGGAGAGGAGAAUGGCGUGAUGUCAAGCUCGAUUCAGACUGAACUGGAGAUCAUGUUUCUUGGAUAUGUGUACCCCGGGGUUGAAACGCUAUCUCUGCCCAUCCGACGGUCGAAGGGCGACCAGCAUGAGGUCCGUUUAUACCAGACCCUUGGCAGGAGCUUCCCAAAGCUCAAGCGACUGGCACUGACCCUCGAAGCACUCUUGCCCGGUGUGGAGAGGCUACCAUCUCAACUUCUUAAUCCGGCUGCACCCGCUCAAACUCACCUUUCAGGAGCACCAGGUGUCUACCGGGAUCCACUAGGUGGCUGGGAUCCGAUAGUACAAUCACGCGAGAGUUACAGCUAUCUACCAUUCCCCAAACAGCCCUUCAUCAUUGGGCGCUACUCACCGUUUCUGAACGGCGACAUCCUGGACCUUUUUGUCAACUCGGCCCUCGACGCUAAACUGGCCCGUCAGAUCUUUGAUGCGAUAUCUUCCAGCUGUCACACCUCUUCCCGGCUGGAGACUAUGAUGGUCCGUAGUAAGGCCUUGAUCCGAUUUCGAUCUGCAUAUAACCCCGAGCCAGAGUCCAAUGGCUAUGUCGCUGGAACUGGGACCGGGUAUGGCCGGUACGACGAAGAUGGUUAUAUUAGACCGUUAUUGACCGGACUAACGAGACAGUGGUUACUUGAUACUCUACUUUGUAAUGAUAGUGGGGAGAGGGUUAGGGUCAAAGAGAUUGGGGCGCGGGCUGAGGGUUUAAAAAGGGAACCGGUGGAUCCACAGAGCGUUCCUAUUACAGAUCGAUUGGCUUUUUUCAAGGCAGAGUUGAUUCGUAUAGAGGCCUGUAAUAAGGGAAAAUAUUUAAACGAGCGGAAAGGGUGGUGGGAGAACGUUAGGGUUCCUGAGGAACAUUCAUUGAUGGUUCAUUUCAGGGAGUUGUGGCCUGGUAGGAAGGAGGGUGGGAGAGGGUGGUGGGAGGACUGGGAGAGUUGGGAUUUGGAGACUGUCAGUGAGCAAGGGCAAACAUAA
This is a messenger RNA of Podospora bellae-mahoneyi, 2337 nucleotides long. RefSeq lists its product as uncharacterized. The transcript has a single exon. The record is from RefSeq and is a predicted model, not a curated record. Bases 1 to 2337 code for a protein of 778 amino acids. NCBI's taxonomy places the organism in Eukaryota, Fungi, Ascomycota, Sordariomycetes, Sordariales, Podosporaceae.